UCUGUGAAUUAAUAAAUGUGAUCUGUGAACUGUGACACCGAAACGCGUACAGUUCGUGGAGAUCAACGUGAUCCAUUCUACACGACAGAUCGACAAAAUAAAACGUGCCACGGAAAGCGGAAACCGUAAGUGUUCGUUCACGCCGAGGAAGAAAUAAGGUGAAGCUUUACGGACAUAUUAUUGUGUCCGUUAUUACUAGUGCUCCACUUUGCAUAGCGGAGCGUACGGUCGCAUUUCUUCGUGUCGAACACAGUGUAUUCAUUGCAUCUCUCCAUGUCCCUCUCCCUUUUUCCCGUCACAUUCGUUUUGUGCAUCGACACGUUUACUGCCUGACGCGCGUCCGACAGCCUUGUUCUCGUGUGUUUUUCUCGUCUCGUCUCUUCGGUGUGCGUUAAGGAGGAUAGCGUAAUAUGUUGCGUGUGACGUCGUCGUGACCGAAAACGACGUCUGGAUUCUGUGCACGAUUCAAACGAGGAAGUCGGUGAACUUGUGCAUCGUGCUAGUGUGAUAUUCUCGUUCCAUCGUUCCCUCCCCGUUCCAUCGAAAUCCUCCUGUGAAGCGUGCACGACCUUCCAGCGUACAUACGGCGUCUUCCUGGCGCUGAUUGAGAUUUAAAUUCCACGGACCUUGGGCGAUUUAAAUGGGCCGUGAAAGCAUUCCAGCAGGUGCUAUGGGUGGAACCAGGAUUUCCACGAGCCUGCGAGGUUCACCUACGGCUCGGCUUGAUGCUGAAGGUCCACGCUGACUUUGACGCCGCCUUGAAGCACCUGACGUUAGCUCUGAUCGAUGCCACGACACCUGCCUCCUUUUCCAAGCUCGAAAUCAAAUUUCAUAUAGCCCAUUUGUACGAAGUCCAAGGAAAAUAUCGUUUGGCCAAGGAGCAUUACGAGGCAUUGCUCAAGGAAAAAACUCUGCCUUCUCAUCUGAAGGCUGAUAUUUGUCGCCAAUUAGGAUGGAUGUACCACGUGGUUGAUUGCACGGUGCUAGGUAUAACGAGACAGCAGAAGCAAACAAUCGCCAUCCACUGUCUGCAAAAGUCGAUCGACGCGGAACCGAAGAGCGGGCAAAGCCUUUACCUGCUAGGACGUUGCCUCGCAGCUUCUGGAAAAGUUCAUGAUGCAUUUAUUGCUUACAGAAAUUCCGUGGAAAAGUCAGAAGGAAACGCAGACACGUGGUGCAGUAUAGGCGUCCUAUAUCAGCAACAAAAUCAGCCUAUGGACGCGCUACAAGCCUAUAUAUGCGCUGUACAGUUAGACAAAUCACAUUCGGCUGCGUGGACUAAUCUGGGCAUUUUGUACGAAAGCGUUAGUCAGCCGAAAGACGCUCUAGCUUGUUACGUCAACGCAUCCAGGGGCAAUAACAACACACCAAAUUGCACGGGCUCACUGGCGGGCCUGGGUGGCGCUAAAUCCGGCGGUAACACCCCGAUGAACCCAUCGCUACAACAGCGGAUCAACUUCCUGCAAAGUCACCUAAGCCAAGCACCAAUGCCUUCCGUCACCACGAAGAGGCGGCAACUGCCGUCUAUAGAAGAGGCUUGGAACUUGCCUAUUAGUGCUGAGAUGUCUAGCAGACAACAACAGCAACAACAACAACCACCCACUGGUCCGGGUUACAAGUACGGCACUACUCCAUCUGGCCCACCACCUCCUUAUCCUCAAGGACAGGGGCAAAAUCUUAAUACGAAAAGAUUUAAGUCGGGAGAAGAAUCGAUCUCUCCAAGUUCACAACAAAGACCACCGCCAUUUUAUCUCACACCUCAGCAGCUACAGAUGUUACAAUUUCUGCAGCAAAAUCACGGAAGUUUGACGACGCAACAGCAAGGUCUGCUUGCUCAGUUACAACAACAAUACAGAUGCAUGCAGCAACAUCAACAGCAAAUUAGAUUACAGCAGCAGCAAGCUGCUCAGAGGGGGUUAAGGCCGGGACAACCUGGUUAUCCCACGGGGUACAACCAUGCGCAACUAGGACAACCUGGCGUGAUUAAAAACUAUGGAAUACCUCAGCAACCGUCGCAACAAGGUGGGACGGUUGCACUCCAAACAGGAUUCUCAGACUCCAAUGUCGGUUAUAACACCGCAGCAACUGGGAACAGCCAGACGCCAGGAAUGCCUUACAAAUCUGCCUCUGACCCAAACUAUCCCCAGAGGCAAUUAACAUCUAACCAAUACAACCAGUAUCAGCCUAAUCAAUACACUGCCCAGGGUUACACUCAAAUAUCGUCAACGACGAGCAACUACCCAGAAGGUUCCGCGGGAAAUAAAGACCUGGGAGUAACAGAUCAAGAGUUACAAGCUCUAUUAUCGCAAAAAGAUAUCGCGACUUCAUUGGCGGAGGAUUUGUUGAAGCAUUUUGGCUCAGAAGAUUUAGACGUGAAAGAAGAAACACCAAGUAUCAUGAACAACGGCACUUUAAGUUCAGGCCCGUUUUCACCGUCAAACUUGGAGGAGAGUACGGAGAAGAUCAAAGAAGUGAAAUUAGAGAAGGUAGAGGAUACCCAACCGUCGUCCACGUCGAAAUUCGAAGCAUACGAGAAAAGCAAUACAAAAACAACUCCGGUAGUCGAGACGGUAAAAUGCGAAGCGACGUCAAGUACAAAUAAAAUUGAUUCGGUCGCUCGGAUCGAACCAGUGCUCAAAUUGGAAAGUUUGUGCGAAUCGCAACCCGAGCAAGAACUUAACAUAGAGAUGGAUUCCAAGACUAUUAUUGAGGCGUGCAAAGGUCAGGGAUUGAAAGGAGUACCGAAUUGCUCCAUACUGAGCGAUCGUUCACCUCCACCUGCGCCGCCUGAUCCUCCAAGUCAGAGGCUAACCAAGGAACAACUUCUACCCCCAACUCCUAGCGUUUAUUUAGAAAAUAAGAAAGACGCAUUCAGUCCACAACUCCAAGAGUUCUGCCUUAAACAUCCGAUAGCUGUGAUUCGUGGUCUGGCAGCCGCUUUGAAAUUGGAUCUUGGACUGUUUUCGACGAAGACCUUAGUAGAGGCAAAUCCAGACCACGGUAUCGAGGUAAGGACACAAAUGCAGCAAACCAGUGAUGAGAAUUGGGAUCCUGUAAUGGGUAGAAAAGUUUGGGGCUGUAUUAGUCAUAGAAGUCACACGACUAUUGCAAAAUAUGCACAAUACCAAGCCUCAAGUUUUCAAGAAAGUUUGAAAGAAGAAAGAGAAAAGGCGCAAGGUAUACAUACGUCGAAUUUAUCUGAUUCGGAUUCAAAAGACAGCACUGGUGCUGUUAGAAGGAAGAAAAACGCUUUUGGAUUGGCGGGUCGACCGGGCUCAAAAAUGUUGCGAUUUGGGACCAAUGUAGACUUAUCAGACGAAAGAAAGUGGAAACCACAACUUCAGGAGCUGAUGAAAUUACCAGCGUUCGCCAGAGUUGUGUCAGCUGGAAAUAUGCUCAGUCAUGUUGGUCACGUUAUUUUAGGCAUGAAUACUGUUCAAUUGUACAUGAAGGUACCUGGUAGUAGAACACCUGGUCACCAAGAAAACAACAAUUUUUGUUCUAUCAAUAUCAAUAUUGGACCAGGAGAUUGCGAAUGGUUUGCAGUGCCUGAUGCAUAUUGGGGUGUAAUUUGCUCUCUUUGUGAGCGGAAUAAUAUCAAUUACCUCCAUGGUAGUUGGUGGCCUUCUUUAGAGGAUCUGUAUGAGGAAAACAUUCCCGUGUAUAGGUUUUUACAAAGACCAGGUGAUCUUGUCUGGGUUAAUGCAGGCUGUGUACACUGGGUUCAAGCCGUUGGAUGGUGUAAUAAUAUCGCAUGGAACGUAGGCCCUUUGACCGCCCGACAAUAUCAACUGGCAAUCGAACGUUAUGAGUGGAAUAAACUACAGUCAUUCAAAUCUAUAGUACCAAUGGUACACUUAUCCUGGAACUUAGCAAGAAAUAUCAAAGUGUCAGACCCCAGAUUAUUUGAACUAAUUAAAAAUUGCCUAUUAAGGACAAUGAGACAGUGUUGCUUAAUAUUAGAGUUUGUGAAAAGUAAAGGUGUAGAAGUUCGAUUUCAUGGACGAGGAAAGAACGAAGCAUCGCAUUACUGCGGCCAAUGCGAGAUUGAAGUGUUUAAUAUCUUGUUCAUAAGGGAACAAGAAAAACGACAUGUUGUACACUGUAUGGAUUGUGCACGAAAACAAUCCCCAUCCUUGGAAGGAUUUGUUUGCCUAGAAGAGUAUAGAAUGCGCGAUUUAAUGGAUGUUUAUGAUGGAUUUACUUUACACACUUCUCUAACAACUCCCUCAUCAGCUCAGUCUAGCCAAUCCUCCUGAGAGUA
This is a messenger RNA of Eufriesea mexicana, 4264 nucleotides long. RefSeq names its product Utx histone demethylase (gene Utx). Lineage: Eukaryota; Metazoa; Arthropoda; Insecta; Hymenoptera; Apidae. Gene Ontology annotation, cellular component: MLL3/4 complex. The transcript has 12 exons. The record is from RefSeq and is a predicted model, not a curated record. Gene Ontology annotation, biological process: regulation of gene expression. The coding region runs from base 726 to 4259 and encodes 1177 amino acids. Gene Ontology annotation, molecular function: chromatin DNA binding; protein binding; histone H3K27me2/H3K27me3 demethylase activity.